Messenger RNA from Bombyx mandarina (wild silkworm), 2411 nucleotides. RefSeq names its product abhydrolase domain containing 13-like protein Bem46 (gene Bem46). The record is from RefSeq and is a predicted model, not a curated record. Gene Ontology annotation, molecular function: palmitoyl-(protein) hydrolase activity. Gene Ontology annotation, cellular component: membrane. NCBI's taxonomy places the organism in Eukaryota, Metazoa, Arthropoda, Insecta, Lepidoptera, Bombycidae.
AUGUAUCAGGUAGUGAGGGUUUUACUGUACCGACUUUUGAUUGUAUCCACUAUAACACUAUUUUCUAGUAUUUUACUAUUUUGGUUUCAUGGGUUCUUAACAGCAUUUGGUAUAUUCACCUUAGGCAUAUCAGGCAUUCUUUACUGCGCUCAAGAUUUGCUGCUUUACUAUCCCAAUGAUCCACCUGACUCAAGAGUUUUUGUUCUUCAGCCAAGUAAUUACAAGUUGCCAUAUGAAAGUAUAAAAAUUAACAAUAAAGAUGGAUUAAAAAUACACAUGUUUCUUGUAAAGCAGCCAUUCAAUAGCAAAUAUAUACCUACAAUGAUAUUUUUCCACGGUAAUGCUGGAAAUAUGGGGCAAAGGUUGUCUAAUGUAUCUGGAUUCUAUCACAAGUUAAAUGUCAAUGUACUUAUGGUUGAGUACAGAGGCUAUGGAUUAUCAGAAGGAACGCCGUCCGAACGGGGCCUAUAUAUUGAUGCCCAAUGUGCUAUUGAUUACAUCUUGGAAAGAACUGAUGUUGAUACUAGUAGGAUUAUUUUGUUUGGAAGAUCAUUAGGUGGAGCAGUGGCAAUUGAUCUGGCAUCUCGUUUGGAAUACAGGAACAAAAUUUGGGCAUUAGUGGUGGAAAAUACUUUCACUAGUAUACCAGACAUGGCACAGAUCAUUUUAAAAUGGAGAUGCCUAAAUUGGCUACCACAAUUCUGCCACAAAAAUAAGUACAUGUCUUUGAAUAAAAUUGCACAUGUCAUUUCACCUACACUCGUGAUAUGCGGAUCAAAUGACGCUUUAGUGCCUCCAUCCAUGGCCAGAGAGCUGUAUAUGCGCUGUGGAUCUAUCUGCAAGCAAAUGGUGGUCAUACCAGGUGGAGGACAUGAUGACACCUGGACGUGUAGGGAAUACUAUCCUUCAAUGCAACAAUUUUUAGUUAACGUUCCAGCACUACCAAGUGAGAUUGGACCAUUUUUUGAAAAAAAUAAUGAGUCUGCUCGACUUGGCGUUGUACUCACUGUUUAAUGAUUCGAUUAAUAAAUAUUUACGUACUUAUUGCAGAGUAAAUUUAGAUCCAUAUUUUAUAGUUCUAGAUAAAUGUUUAGCACAAUAACUUUGGAAUGUUAUAGUACAAAAUUUGUCAUUGUGUGUUUUAAUCUCGUUGGUGUUAGUUACAUCGUGAUAAUAGAUCCCCUAAGUAGUACUUAGUAUGUUGUUUCGAUGUGACAAAUUUAUGAAAUUUAAAUUGCAUAAUAGUAAAAAAUUAAUAUAAAUAUGCGAGAACUGAUUUAAUUGUCGCCAGUAUUAAUAGUUUAAUGUUGAAACUGCCUUAUGAGUGAAAUGAAUGGAGUGAAAAAAUAUUCGUUAAUUAAUUAAUGCAAUCGAUCUUACAUAGGUUAUAUUAAAAUUAAGUGUUUGAAAGAUUGAUUUGUUAUAACUAUAAUUUCUUAACUGUCUUAAAAUAGUAAAAUGGAUUAAGUUUAAUUAAAAAAAAAAUAUGUGGUAAGAUUACAAAAACUAUCCUUGUACCUAUCUUUACAAAUCUGGUUGUAGGUUGACAAAUUAGAGGGUGAUAAAAAAGUAUAAAAUAAAUAAAUAUAAUAUCAUAAAGUUCAUGAUGUUCACACCAAUAAAGGGUUGGUGUGCGAGAGGCAUGGUGAAGUGUUCUCAGUACACACACCCACUCCGCUGUAUAUUUAAUUAAGUAUUAUUUAAUUAAUGGCAGUAAUCUCCUCUUUUGCUUAAGGUAUUUGAAAUGGAUUGUCACGAAAAAUCUUGUUCUGUUUUAUAAUUUCAGAAAUUUGUUUAAGACUAAAAUCAAAUCGAAUGUGAGAAAUUAGAUUUGUAGUUUUAUUAAAAUUUAAACUUAAAUAUUAAUUUAUGUUCGAUAAGUAUUUCUAGUUAACUGUAGCAAUUUCAAAUAGAAUUUUUCAAAAAAGAUGUAUUUUUUUAAUAAAUUAUUGAUAUUUACAUAAGUAAUACAUAUUAUAUCAUGUAUAUCAGUAAAUAGCCAUAUUAAUCCGUCUUCGAAAUAUCAAUUGAAUAAAAAUGAUCGUAGUUGUUAACAGAGUAAAAUAUUUUAAACGAGUAUUUCUGAGAUUAAUUCGGUUGAAAGUCUCCAAUUAUAGUUGGUAUUGGGUUUUGUUAAUAUAGUUCUUUGGUAAGUAGUAUAUUUCUAUGGGAACAGUAGGUAGUGCUGAUUUUGGUUUAUUAUAUCUGAUUAAAACAAUAUUAAAAAUACUUAUUUUUCUGUAUGGAUAUUAAUUAGAUGGUGCCAAAUAAUUGAGCCCAAUAGUAACUGCAAGCAGCAGUUUGUCAUAAAGAAUUUUAAUUAGAAAUUGUUGUCAAUGAAUGUAAAGAAAUCAAUUACUACGUACAUAAAUUGUCGUAAUUAUACGUGUAAUAAAGUAAUUACUGAAAAA